AUGGCGUUUGCUGGGACAAAUAUCAGUUUGUCCCAGCCGGAUAUCACGCAGAAACUAACGGAGCGCAUAGACGACCUGAAGCAAAAGAUUGCUGCUUGGGGGAAGCGGAUUCGCCAAUUUACCGAGAGGUCAAGGCGGUUCACCCAGAAUCGUCUCUUCCAGAGUGAUCAGAAGAGGCUCUACAAAUCAUUGGAGCGACCAGAGGUAUGUGGAGCGGGCCCAGGACCGGAUCAGGCUAACACUGUCGCAUUUUGGCGUGGCCUGUGGUCAGAGCCCGUAAACCACAGCGAGGGCCCUUGGACGGAAGUUGUGGCGAGUCAGUGUGCGAGUAUUACGCCCAUGGACCCCGUCAUCAUAACGCCGGAUGACGUAGCUGAGGCGGUCCGUAGAGCCCCGAACUGGAAAAGUCCGGGACUCGACGGGCUGCAUCACUACUGGCUGAAGGGGUUCAUGGUGUGUUACGCUGUGCUCGCCCGUCAGUUUCAAGAGGCUCUCAACUAG
This is a messenger RNA of Parnassius apollo (apollo), 501 nucleotides long. The record is from the annotation of a GenBank genome assembly. NCBI's taxonomy places the organism in Eukaryota, Metazoa, Arthropoda, Insecta, Lepidoptera, Papilionidae.